AUGGCCUCUCGGCAAGCAUAUGCUCCAACUCCUCAUAGCUACGUGCCCAAUACCACUAUCUCCGCAACAAUCAAUCUCGACGAGGAGGUGAAACUAACUGAGACGCGAGCCGAACGCGACUUACAGGAUUCCCUUGCCGAGAUCUUCUCCAUCAUUGUCACGCUGGACGAGCUUGAGAGGGCCUUCCUCAAGGACGCCAUCCCCGAGUCUGACUACACCGAUAUAUGCGAACGGUCUUUGAAGCAGUAUAAAUCCAUCUUAGCCGAUGAUACCGUAGCUAAAGCGUUUGUGGGUCUUGAGGAAUUCAAAGCCGAAUGGGACCUUGAAGUACCGAGAGCAACAGAACGGUUGAAAGUCGGCAUGCCUUCGACAGCUGUCACUGCUUCAACGGGUACCGCCCCUCAGCCAACAGUAGCUACUGACAGCAAAUCCGGGCAGCUCAUCUUGAAGGCGACGGAAGAUUUCAUCACCUUUUUGGACGCACUUCGCCUGGGACUUCUUGCGAAGGACCAAUUACAUCCUCUCUUGACAGACAUAAUACAGAGUGCUAACAAAGUCACCGACCGGGACUUUGAAAACAGGGGCAAGAUAAUACAAUGGUUAAUCACUUUAAACCAAAUGAAGGCGACGGAGGAGUUGUCGGAACACCAAGCUCGGGAGCUCGAGUUAGAUAUCAACUCUGCGUAUGUGGGGUUCAAGAACGCCCUCUAA
This is a messenger RNA of Xylaria bambusicola, 711 nucleotides long. RefSeq names its product ESCRT-1 complex, Vps28 subunit. Bases 1 to 711 code for a protein of 236 amino acids. Gene Ontology annotation, molecular function: protein-containing complex binding. Gene Ontology annotation, cellular component: ESCRT I complex. The record is from RefSeq and is a predicted model, not a curated record. The transcript has 3 exons. NCBI's taxonomy places the organism in Eukaryota, Fungi, Ascomycota, Sordariomycetes, Xylariales, Xylariaceae. Gene Ontology annotation, biological process: protein transport to vacuole involved in ubiquitin-dependent protein catabolic process via the multivesicular body sorting pathway.